UUUGUGAUGGUUUAAUGUUGUUGAGUUCAACAAUGAUGGAAAACUCACACGAAGGAAGAUAUCACAUAUACAACCCAACAUUGGAUUUUUUUUCAUAUUCUUCCUAUGUUCGUCAGGUACCAUGAGCUUUACGAAAGAGGUACGGGCCUUGUGUACAAAAGAGAGUCUUCAAAUCAAUUCAAAGUGAUUUAUGUGGGUAGCAAGCGUGACGAUUCUAGAGUUGAAUCAUUAUAUCCCUUCUAUAACAUCAAAUUACCGAUUCCCAACCCCGCCUUACCCAAAAAUCAGACCUCACAAAAUCUUUCAUAGAGCCGACGAUUGAAGAUCUACGACUCCUCACACUCACAACGCCGGUGAUUUUAAGGUUUUUUGUCCCCGAUAUCAAGGAACAACUAGGGCUUUUAUGCUCCCGACCUCACAAGGGCGGACCCAAGAACUAGGGUUAUCAGCGUCUUCAGGAAGAACAAGGAUAUCCGCUCUUCCUCCUUCCCAUUCGACUAAUUCUUCGUCAGCUCUUGUUGAAUACAUGUCUCCCAAAUCAAAUCAGGAAGAUGAGGACCUCGAGGUGAAGCGAUAUCGAAUUAAGGAAACAUCUAUUUCACAGUUCAUUCAGCGUCUCCUUUCAAACCCACAGAACACGAAUCUGAUACUCAAUCCCCAAUACAGAGAGAUAACGCAAAACCCUGUCUUCACUAGUAAAAGUCAACUGACUUCACCAGAGACUAUGCAGAUACUCUGCAUUAUUAACUACUCCAGCCCUUUGUCAAGAAGGAAGACUCAAGGAACUACAAGAUAUAUUAGAAGCAGUGAAAAUGGAACAACCACAAGUGAGGUUGAAUGA
This is a messenger RNA of Lactuca virosa, 841 nucleotides long. NCBI's taxonomy places the organism in Eukaryota, Viridiplantae, Streptophyta, Magnoliopsida, Asterales, Asteraceae. The record is from the annotation of a GenBank genome assembly.